This is a messenger RNA of Fulvia fulva, 942 nucleotides long. RefSeq lists its product as uncharacterized. The transcript has 2 exons. The record is from RefSeq and is a predicted model, not a curated record. Bases 1 to 942 code for a protein of 313 amino acids. Lineage: Eukaryota; Fungi; Ascomycota; Dothideomycetes; Mycosphaerellales; Mycosphaerellaceae.
AUGGCGAGCAAAGCUCACUGCGCCUUCUGCUUCGAGACCAUCGCCGCGCACUUCGAACGUCGACAAGCACCCGGCUUGUCACAGGUAGAAGAGCUAUGGGAAGAGUGUCACGCGACCACCGGCAAUUCCCAAGUAGAUGAAGAGGACGAGGAAGAAGAUGAGGACGAUGGAGAGAUGACAGACGCUGAGGCAGAGACCGAAAGUGCCAAGCCAGCCGCCAUAUCGCGACUCCUCAAUAGAGAGCCGGCACAGUCAGCGACGUCGUCAAGCAGUAGUCUACCGUCAACCAAGUCAGGCACAUCGUCGAAUCAGAGCAACGAUUCCGGCACGGCGACUCCAGCGAGCAGUAUGAGCUCGAGAACAUCCCUAUCAUCCUCUGCAAAGAGCAAGUACCCGCUCUUCGUCACAUGGAACACCGUCUCACGCAGCGGCAACAAGACCCUCCGAGGCUGUAUCGGGACCUUCGAAGCACAGGAACUGGAGCACGGACUCCGCUCCUACGCCCUGACAAGCGCCUUCGAAGACACCCGCUUCCAACCCAUCCCCUCCGCCCUCCUUCCCUCUCUAUCCGCCCACGUCACGCUCCUCACCAACUUCUCCUCCCCCACCAAAGAUCCGCUCGACUGGACGUUGGGCAAGCACGGGAUCCGAAUCCGCUUCACAUACCACAGUCGCGGCUAUGGAGCGACGUACCUCCCUGAUGUCGCGAAAGAACAGGGCUGGACGAAAGAGGAGACCAUCAUAUCAUUGAUGAGGAAGGCGGGGUGGAGUGGGAGUAGUGGCAGUUGGCAGAAACAUUGGAGGGAUGGGAAGGGGGAGCUGGUGAGGUAUGAGGGGAAGCAGGUGGGGUUGGGGUAUGAGGAGUGGAAGGAGUGGAGGGAGUGGGUUGAGGAGCGGGUGGAUCAACAGAAGCUGAAUGAGAGGAAUCUGGAGUCUUGGUGA